Molecule: messenger RNA, 1820 nt
Organism: Hippocampus zosterae (dwarf seahorse)
Lineage: Eukaryota; Metazoa; Chordata; Actinopteri; Syngnathiformes; Syngnathidae
Product: TNFAIP3-interacting protein 3
Exons: 7
Coding region: 126-1127 (333 amino acids)
Biological process (GO): regulation of transcription by RNA polymerase II; cellular response to lipopolysaccharide
Source: RefSeq, a predicted model, not a curated record
CCCAGCGACUUCCUCCUUUGUUACACAGCAAUACUGACACUCGCUAUUUACUUCCCCCGUCAGGGGCUGCGAUUGAGAGCAGAAAUCUCAUUCUUCAUUAUUUGGGAAUGCCCAUCUGAUCAGCUAUGGAUCAAGAGAAGCUGGCUCGCAAGUCUUCAUCUUCAUCAGCGGCAGAUAAACACAAAGAUUCAACCGGGACAAGUGAAAUCGACCCCAUAAAAUCAUCAGAAACAUCAUGGUUGGACAGUGUGCAUUUGUUGUCUUGCAGGUCACCAUCUAUGGAGCAGCAGGUCACUGAGAGUAUGAGCAUCAUCUCGGCCGACCAGGAGAAGCUGCUUCUCCUCAACAAGAACACGGAGCUUCGCAGAGUCAACAAAGAGUUAAUGAAACUGAAUGAGGAGUGGGACCAGAUGUAUCACAAUACCACCCUGGGGUUGCAGCAGCAGCUGGAAUGUUUGGAGCAGGAAAACACCACCCUCAAAGAGUUGAAUGGCAAACUGCUGUUGAGAGUCGAGAACCAACAGAGUGCAAAGGACUAUUACGAGCAGGCACUCAUGCAGGAGCUGAAGAAGAAUCAAGAACUACAAGAAUAUGUGAGGCUGCUGGAGCACCGAAAGAACCAGCUGCCUGUCCAAAAGGACAAGGUCCAGACAACGGUCCCCGACUUCUCCCCCACACCAUGUGGGGCCCCAUCAUCUUCUAGCCUGGAUGUGACACAGCAGGCCAUACGCCUGAACUUUCACUCUCAUCAAGAGGUGCGGGAUAUGAAAGACCAUCUCGAAGCACUGAAGUGUCAGACCGAGAUCUAUGAAGCAGAAUAUCAGACAGAGCACAACAAACACAAACACACACUGCAGGACAACCAAAGGUUGAGAAAAAAGAGGGAGGAGAUGCGCCAACAGGUGGACCUACUGCAAGAGCAGCUAAAAAUAUACGAAGAUGACUUUCAACGGGAGCGAUCGGAUAAGCAGAUGCUGCAGCGACUGCUGCUGAAAAAAACUGCACCCAAGGACCCAGUGCUGGUGCAUCGCUGCAAUAAUGAAUCGCAGCCACCAAGAGUCGACAAGCGGACACGGGCUGCAGCCAGAAUGAAUCACCAUCCGCUCUGUCCCAAGCAUCAAAAUUGAGGCCAAGACUGCACAAGGAGGAAAGCAUGCACCCAAAAAUUCAAAACAUAUUCAUUAUGCCUCAGAAAGUCCUGAUAAAAUACCGAACAUUAUGAUUCAAAACACAGGAUCAAAGCAACAUGUGUGUGUGUGUGUAUAUAUAUAUAUAUAUAUAUAUAUAUAUAUAUAUGUAUUAGAGCUGCCGAUUAAAAGAUUUAAUCUAAUUAAAAAAGGAACUGUCAUAAUUAACUCAAAUGAACUAAAAAAUUAAUCGUGAUUACUCACGCAUUUUUUAUCGUUUCCCUGAAUUUCCUUUUACCUUACCUCUCUGAGCUCAUCUCACCUCACACACCUGCCCGGCGCCUCGGGUCUGUGGACCAAACAUUAUUAGAAGUACCAAGAACUAAACUGAGGCUCAGAGGGGAUCAAGCCUUUUCUGUUGCUGGUCCCUCUCUCUGGAAUGAUCUCACACUGAACAUUCGGCAAGCCUCCUCGCUGCCCAUCUUCAAAGCCCUCCCCAAAACUCACUUGUAUUCUUUGGCAUUCGACUCAGCAUGACUUAGAUUUGUUCUUGGUCUUACUGUUUGGUGCUUUCUACCGCCUUUAUUACCGAUUUGUCUUACUGUUUAUUGUGCAUGUUAAAUUGCUCCACGUACAACACUUUGUAUGCAGCGAUGGCUGUUUGAAAGUGCUCCAUAAAUACUGUUGACUUGA